GCCAAAGCUGCUGGUGGAGGUGCCGGCAGGGCUGCCUGUCCUCUGCCAGCCUGAGUUUGGUCCUCAGCUCCCCUGGCCUGCAGCAGCGUGGCUGGGAUGUUGCCGUGCCCUGGCGCUGGCAUGUGUCCGUCCUCAGGGCAGGGACUUCGGCUGUGUCACCGCAUCCUUACCUCACACAGGACAUCUGGGCGGCCCAGCCCUCGGCCGAGCCCUCACACCACAACACUCAGCCCUCACACCACUCAGGGCUGCAAAACCUCCCUGAAACCUGAAAAAUGGGUGGAAAAAACCCCAAAAAGGGCUGUGACUGUCCCCAAAGCCACUGUUGGGACCACAGCCCUGUCGCGCUCUUCCGGAGCAGGGAGGGACUCAGUGAAAGCAAUGCCUGGUUGCUCUUUUUUGGUGGAAGAAGCUGGUUUCAAGGGCGUUUUCAUUAAAAAGAAGGGGGGGGUGAAAAAAACAAGCCCUGAGCAGGGCUGGAAACUUCAGCGACAGGAAGGAAAUGGGGUGGUUUAUUUCGGUCUCGAGCUUGCUCAUCAGGGCAAUGCUUGCCUCUUCCUUGCACCGAUAGCAGCCCCUCCAUGAACAAUGGGGUUGUGGGACCCUUCCCGGCAGGAAAACGGCUCGUUCUGGUGAAAUCUCCUGGUCGGUGCUGAGUCAGCAGGUCCUGGUGGGACAGAGCGUGGUGCGGAGGGUGCUGGGUUAACCAGCCCGGUGCUGAUCAGGAGCAAACGUGCUGGGAGAGAUGGACACCUUCAGUACCAAGAGCCUGGCCCUGCAGGCCCAGAAGAAGCUCUUGAGCAAGAUGGCUACCAAGACCAUAGCCAACGUCUUCAUUGAUGACACCAGCAGCGAGAUCUUGGACGAGCUCUAUCGGGCCACCAAGGAGUACACCCACAACCGCAAAGAGGCCCAGAAGAUCAUCAAAAACCUCAUAAAGAUUGUCAUGAAGUUGGGCGUGCUCUACCGCAACGGGCAGUUCAACCCUGAGGAGCUGCUGGUGAUGGAGCGCUUCCGCAAGAAGGUGCAUACCUUGGCCAUGACAGCCGUCAGCUUCCACCAGAUAGACUUCACCUUCGACCGCCGGGUCAUGUCGGGUGUCCUCACGGAGUGCCGGGACCUGCUGCACCAGGCUGUCAAUGGCCACCUGACGGCCAAAUCCCACUCCCGCAUCAACCACGUCUUCAAUCACUUUGCGGACUAUGAGUUCCUCUCAGCUCUCUACGGGCCAUCCGAGCCCUACCGCACCCACCUGAAGAAGAUCUGUGAAGGAGUUAACAAGAUGCUGGAGGAGGACAACAUAUGAAGGUGGUUGAGAUGGGCCAUUGGCAAUAACUGCCGGACUCUGCCUCCUCUGAGACUGAGGAUAGGACAUAUGCGUGUUUUGACCAUUACUAGGCUUGAGGUCCUCUUGUCCUCUGUAGUGCUAACUCAUUUUCUCCUUGUUUCUACAAAAGACUGAACCUCUUGACUUUGUCUAACCCUUGCCUGGGGUCUGCAAACCCACCCUAUGCUGGAAUAAGUCCUUUCCAGGUGAUCCUGGGCUCCUGCUGUACAGUUUCAUUUCCUUUGCCCACGAAGUGCUCUUAGCUUGGAGUCCAAGGAA
Messenger RNA from Phalacrocorax carbo (great cormorant), 1606 nucleotides. The record is from RefSeq and is a predicted model, not a curated record. NCBI's taxonomy places the organism in Eukaryota, Metazoa, Chordata, Aves, Suliformes, Phalacrocoracidae.